AUGUGGGAGGAUGCACUUAUCCACAAAGGGGACAACUUGAACGAGGAAUGGUGUUCAAAGGAGAUUCUUGAGAGUGAUUCCAUGAAGGAUGAGCCUCAUAGUUCAGUUGUGGAUGCUGUUGAGGAUCCUAUCAUUGAUGCAAUUCCAACUGAGAUUCCUCAGAUUCAGGUUGAGGCAGUAGUGGCACCAUUACGGAGAUCCACCAGGGAGAGAAAGUCAGCUAUAUCAUCUAUCUAUGAGAAAGGGAGAUAUUCAGUGUUCAUCGUCCUUGCGCAUUCAACAUUCUCAUCAGAUAUAGUGAGGACCAGCGUACUAUCAACUAAGUGGAGAUACAAAUGGGUUUCAGUUCCACAUCUCAUAUUCAAUGAUAAAUGUAUACCAGUUUCUGAUGGUUCACUUGGUCAUGAUAAACUUGUGAAGAUUAUCAAUCAUGUUCUCCUACUUCAUAGAGGCCCAAUUCUGACAUUCAAGAUCUCUAGUUCGCAGUUGCAAACCUGUUCAGAGAUUGACUGCUGGAUUCUUUACCUAUUAUUAAGUUCUUUAACAGAAUUUAAACUUCAGAUUUCUAGAUCUGAGCGUUAUAAUGUUCUUCCAUGUUUAUUCUCCUUUAGACAACUGAUUCGUCUAACACUGGUUGGCUGCAGAAUCGUAUCCCCUGAGACGUUCAGAGGCUUUAGUUGUCUCACAAGUCUGGUUUUUGAAAAAGUUACACUCUCUAAUGCAACAUUGAAUUGUUUGGUUUCUACUUGCCCUCAACUAGAAGAGUUGACAGUGAUUGAUAUUGAUGGUCCUAUUCAAAUUGAACUUAGCAAUCCAAAACUGAAGUUCUUGCAAAUCCAUGGAAAAUUCAUUGGUAUAUGCCUCAAAGAUUUGAGACUUUUAGUUUCUGCAAGCUUUAUUGCCUUAACUGCAGCUCACCCUGACCAAUGGAGAACUUGCAACAUUAGCAACAUUCUUGGCUCUCUACUCGGUAUUCAAAAGCUUGGCAUGGGAGGCUGGUUUCUACAGGUAAUAGAACCUUGUGCUUUUAAUAUUUACUCAGAAAUUGGCACACAUUCUUUUAUGUUUACUUCUGCUUGCAUUCUAUUACAGUCCUUAGCCGUUGGUGAUGUGGCGAGGAGGCUUCCUUCAACAACUUAUAAUCAUUUGAAGAGAAUUUCCUUCGCAUUAAAUCCAAAAGAUAUGAAAGUGGUUUUAGUUGCUAUAUGUUUAUUGAAUAGCUCCCCUAAUUUGCAAGAGCUUAAAAUCUUGGUAACUUUCUUGUAGCACCAUCCUUUUUCUUAUUUCCUUCCUAUGUUUUUUUGUACUCAUUAGCUUUUUGAAUCCUCCAGUUUUGGCAUAAUAUGGAAGAUGCGAUUUUUCCUGUCGUGGAUCUGCAAGAAGCAAAGGAUCGGUUGGAGUGUACAUUCAACAAACUCCGGGUUGUAAAAAUUUCGAAACUCUUUGGUGAGGAAAUUGAAUUGGUACUCAUUAAAUUUAUCCUUGA
Telopea speciosissima is the source of this 1486-nucleotide messenger RNA. RefSeq names its product F-box/FBD/LRR-repeat protein At1g13570-like. NCBI's taxonomy places the organism in Eukaryota, Viridiplantae, Streptophyta, Magnoliopsida, Proteales, Proteaceae. The transcript has 5 exons. The record is from RefSeq and is a predicted model, not a curated record. The coding region runs from base 1 to 1266 and encodes 421 amino acids.